Molecule: messenger RNA, 4867 nt
Organism: Sphaeramia orbicularis (orbiculate cardinalfish)
Lineage: Eukaryota; Metazoa; Chordata; Actinopteri; Kurtiformes; Apogonidae
Gene: pacs2
Product: phosphofurin acidic cluster sorting protein 2
Exons: 26
Coding region: 255-2972 (905 amino acids)
Biological process (GO): protein localization to plasma membrane
Molecular function (GO): transmembrane transporter binding
Source: RefSeq, a predicted model, not a curated record
GCACAACAAGCCCGGCGGUCGGUCCGUUCACUCCUGUCCGCUCCCACUGCAGUUCCUCCGGGCUCCAGAGGACCACACCGACCCGCUGCCUCCACCGGGACGGAGACAUGAGCUCUAUCUCCGCCGUUCACAUCGCACUAACGUGAGCGCGUGACGGCUUCCCCUUUGACGCGCGCCCCUGCCUCGCACCGGUCCGCCGUUUGCAGACCCGCGCCUCGGUGUCGGACGGUCCCACCCGCACCCACAGGAGGACCAUGGCGGAGAGAAGCGGCCGGCUGAGUUUCCCCGGCAGCGGGGCUCUGAACAGACCGGUGCCCAUGAACCUGUUUGCAACAUGGGAAAUAGAUGGAUCCUCUCCGAACUGCAUCCCGAGAUUGUGCAGUUUGACUUUGAAGAAGCUGGUUGUGAUGAGGGAGCUCGAUAAAGAGCUGAUCUCAGUCGUCAUUGCAGUUAAAAUCCAGGGCUCAAAAAGGAUUCUGAGGUCCCAUGAGAUAGUGCUGCCACCCAGUGGGUCCGUGGAGACUGAUUUGGCCCUCACCUUUUCACUGCAGUACCCACACUUCUUAAAAAGAGAAGGGAACAAGCUGCAGAUCAUGCUCCAAAGGCGGAAAAGAUACAAGAACCGAACCAUCUUGGGCUAUAAGACCCUUGCAGUGGGGUCUAUUGAUAUGGCUGAGGUGAUGCAGCAUCCGACAGAGGGAGGCCAGGUUCUCCCUCUCUGCAGUAACCAGAAGGACAUGCUGGGCAAAGUGGCAGAGAUCUGGAUCUUUUCCCUGUCCAGUCAGCCAAUAGACCAUGAGGAGGCAGCUCUCCAGGGGGGACAGAAGAUCAAAUGCUCUGAUAACUACUCAGAAGAAGAGUACGAGAGCUUCUCCUCAGAGCAGGAGGCGAGCGACGACGCCGUUCAGGGACAGGAUCUUGAGGAUGACGAGUACGACGUGAGGAAGCCAAAGAAGCAGAGGAGGUCCAUCGUCAGGACCGCCUCUAUCACCAGACAGCAGAACUUUAAGCAGCGAGUGGUGGCUCUUCUGAAGCGGUUCCGAGUUUCAGAUGAGGUGUUGGACUCGGAGCAGGAUCCUGCAGAGCCCCCUCCUGAAGUGGAGGAGGAGGACCUGGACCUGGACAGUGUGGAGUUUGAGAACCCCAGCGACAGCGGUCCAGAGCUGGACGAUGACGACAGCGUCCUCAGCACACCAAAACCCAAACUCAAGCCAUAUUUUGAGGGUCUGUCCCUUUCGAGUUCUCAAACUGAGAUCGGCAGCAUCCACAGCAGCCGAAGCCACAGGGAACCUCCCAGCCCCAUUGAUCCAGAUAAAACCAAGUGCAGCGGGGCCAAGUUUCAGGAUGACAAUGUCUCUGAUAACGUCUCCUUUGAGCAGCCGGAGGCAGUGACUCCGACCACAGAGCUGGAAAUGGACAACAUGGACACGUUUUUAGAGAGACUACCACCAAGCGGCAAAAUGACCAAGACAGAGUCCCUUAUCAUUUCAUCCAACAGGCAGGAACCAAAGGUGGCAGGAAGACGAGGCAGAAGUACGUCACUGAAGGAGCGUCAGCCCAGUAGGCCUCAGAACGAAAGGGCCAACAGCCUGGACAACGAACGGUCUCUGGACACACGCUGCCACCUACAGAUCCCAAGAAAAACGGUCUAUGACCAACUAAACCACAUCCUUGUGUCUGACAACCACCUCCCUGAUAGUAUCAUCCUCAUCAAUACGUCAGACUGGCAGGGCCAGUAUCUUUCUGACAUGCUGCAAAACCACCAUCUACCAGUGGUCUGCACCUGCACCACAGCCGACAUCCAAGCUGCGUUCAACACCAUCGUCUCCCGCAUACAGAGAUUUUGCAACUGUAAUUCCCAGACCCCCAUUCCCAUAAAGAUAGCUGUGGCCGGAGCGCAGCACUACCUCAGUGCAGUCCUCAGGCUUUUUGUGGACCACCUUUCCCAUAAGACUCCUGACUGGCUCGGCUACAUGAGGUUUCUUAUCAUCCCUCUGGGUGCUCAUCCUGUCUCCAAAUAUCUUGGCACUAUUGAUUAUCGAUACAACAGUUUGUUCCAAGAUGCUGCUUGGAGGGAUUUGUUCCACAAACCGGAGGCUCCUGUCAUUGUCCAGGAGAACCCUGAUGUGGUUUCCAGGGUAACGCAGUACAUGGUAGGAGCUAACGGAGCUCACCAGCUGCCCAUCGCAGAGGCCAUGCUCACCUACAAACAGAAAAGGAAAAAGAGCUUUCAUUUUGAUUUUGCAGUAAGUCUCUCUGUUUCUUCCCUGGGGGGGCGAUGGCAGGUUUCUUCAAGCCCCGAUGAGGACUCAUGUCAGAAGUUUAUCCCUUUUAUUGGGAUGGUGAAAGUUGGUAUUGUUGAGCAAACAUCUGCAGCAUCAGGUGACUCUGACGAUGCAGCACCCAUGGGCUCCUCGCUGCUCUCCUCCACUCCCCCUCAGGUGUCACCCGCUCUCAAAGAGGCGACCCCCACCCCGCCCUCCUCUCCGUCUGUCAACGCCAGCUUUUGUGCUUACAGUUCUAGUGGUCAGGCGGAACUGAUGGGGCUUCAGGUCGACUACUGGGUGGCUCCGACAGAACGGAAGAAAGACAUGGAGAAGCGGGACUCCUCCUCCAAAAACACUCUGAAGUGCAAUUUCCGCUCGCUGCAGGUCAGCCGGCUGCCUCUGGGGGGCGCUGAGCCGAGCCCCCAGCCCACCAUGUCCAUGACAGUGGUGACUAAAGAGAAGAAUAAGAAGGUCAUGUUCCUGCCAAAAAAGAGCAAAGACAAGGAGGUGGAGUCGAAGAGUCAAGUGAUCGAGGGCAUCAGUCGACUCAUCUGCACUGCCAAGCACCAGCAGACCAUGCUGAGAGUGCUGAUUGACGGUGUCGAGUGGAACGAUGUGAAGUUUUUCCAGCUGGCAGCACAGUGGUCCUCGCACGUCAAACACUUCCCCAUCGGGAUCUUUGGACACACAAAAGGCCCUUACUAGCAGCACCUAAGAGACUGAAACACUAAGGACAGCUCUCCCAUCCCUCCCCCUUGUGCCAACAGCUUUUAACCCUUCCUCCCUACUCCCCCCUGCACUCCUCUGUCCUCCCGUCUUAAUUUAAGCCCCUGCUUUUCCCUGGUGCAUUUGUCUGAUUAUUUAAUCUUUUGUGUGUUAUUUUUUAAUUUUCUAUUUAUGUAAAAGUUUCUUGAGGCAAGGCUGCCAAGGGAAUAUUUCUUUACUCAGCUUUUUAAAAGAAGAAAAUCCUGCUGAUAUUUUAUAGAAAAACAUACAAACCUAAUCAAAUAAUACAUAGAAAUGAUCUCUAACCUUUAACAAACUGUAUGAGUGCCCAGGUUUUACCCUCUGCCACUUGCACUUGGCCAGCACAAAUAAUUAAGAAUAUAUUGAAAAAAGCAAGAGCAGCUGCCUUGUAAUGAAGUGGAUGGAGUGAAUCACAGCAAACACAUUUUGGAUUCUCAGUGACUGUUGUUGACUCUGGACUCAUUUACAUCAUCUUUUGGAAAAAAAGAUAAACCAAACUGAUCUUUGACCCCUCUGCGCUCAGUGAAGACGUCCAAUGUGCAAUAGACUGAUUACUGUGUGAAUGAAUUUCUGAUAAAUAACUUGGCGCUCCUAGAUUACACAUUACUUUUAGUUGUGAGUUUCACUCUGAACCCCCCCCCCCCCCUUUACUUCCUCCUAAAAUCUUGGACUGAGGUUUGAAGAGUUUUGCUCUAAAAUAAUGUGUAAAAUGGUAACAGAAUGUGAAAAACACCACUUUUAGAAAACAAUUGAUAGCACAAAAUGAAGUACUUUUUAGAUGUUAGUACAAAUGACAAGGUAAGAAAUGUACAUAAGGGUUUCUGUGUAAAAAUUCAAUAUUUUUUCUAUAUUUUAGAACAAACUCUUCUUCCUCAAACCCCACUGUAUUUUUGCAGCACUCCAUCUUUUGCAAAAAGAAAAUGUUACUUUUGCCAAAGGAUUACUCAUUAACUGCAGCUCACUCUUGACCUGUGUGGUAUUAUAGAUGACUUCAUUAUGUAGAGGUGAAUGUAUUGGAGGUACCUUAAUGUAAAGCACUUUUAAAUGUUUGUCCAUUAUAGAUUAGUGUGUUCAAUUUGGCCUGGUGAGCCUGCAGAUCUGAUCAGCUGUGGCUCACAGAGGCACAUAGACAGACACUGUAUUGGGCCAUGUAUCUGAGCUGACAGCACAAACCGCGAUAACGUGGCAUAGUUUAUAUGCGAACAAAGCCAGUAUCUGUAUCUCCUCAGUGCUGUUUAAUAUCGCUUCAUGCUCAGUGUGAGGCCUCAGUGGACAAUUUAGAUUUUAGUUGAAUAUUCAAUAGUCUAGAAUGUGUAUGUGUUCCCAGAAAUGUUCCGUCAUUAGAUUUUUGCUCUAUCUUUAGUUAUUUGUUAUGUAUAAAACUAAAAAGUAUUUUGCUUACAGAGUUUCAUUCAGUAGCAGUUUUGUCUAGCAUUUGCCAAUUUCUUGAUAAGUGCCUAAAUUGCUUAAUUUUGACAAAUCAAUAUAAAUAUAAAUGCCCCCGGCUAACAUGGUGCUGAUUCUGGUCUGACAACAACAACAACUAAAUAUCUCUGUGCGCUAUAAACACAUGCGGUCAAGUCUGUUACAUACAUGCACACUUUGGUGAAAUAAAAGGGACAUGAGGGAGGGAAAAUCUAGUAAGUUAACUUUCAACCACGGGUGUGAAUUAAUUAAACGAACACUGCAGCCCAUUCAUGUUCAGCAUAUAUUUGUUUCUCUAUGUAGAAGAUAUUUUAGAUGUUUUGGUUUUUCAUGUUGUCUCAGAAAAGGCGUGUUGAAACUCAAAGUUCCCUAAAGACUACCACUGUAAUCCCAAAACUGGGAGUAAUAAAACUACUAUACACACUAAA